Vitis vinifera (wine grape) is the source of this 405-nucleotide messenger RNA. RefSeq names its product anther-specific proline-rich protein APG-like. Lineage: Eukaryota; Viridiplantae; Streptophyta; Magnoliopsida; Vitales; Vitaceae. The record is from RefSeq and is a predicted model, not a curated record. Bases 1 to 405 code for a protein of 134 amino acids. The transcript has 2 exons.
AUGGCGCGAACCAGAGGGGCCAAGUCUUCCUCUCCUUCAAGCCGCAAGAAAAGCCUGCGAAAUAAGCCAGUUCCAGAUCCCGUUUCUGAGCCUUCGCAGCCAAGAGCAGUUCCUCCUCCGGUGAAAUCCGCGCCGCUAAAGCCUCCGGCGAGGCGUUACCUUACCAGGUCAGGGGGUCGGCCGCUGCAAAAGAGGCCUAGGGUUGAAAGCUCAGAACCCAUUGACUUGACUGAACAAUCUCCAGAGCCUUCGCCGGUUCCAACUCCAGUUCCCUCGCCAGUUCUGUCGCCAGUUCCAUCUUCAGUGCCAUCUCCGGCACUGCAAGCAAAACCACAGGAGCCUCAGCCGCCACUUCCCGAGCCCCAAAUUCCAUCUGAAACAGCUCCGGAAGAAAGCGGGGUGUGA